CUUUAAUCGGUUGAACUUACCAUAAAAUAAUAAUUAUUCAAUGUUUACCAUUACUCAGUUUUACUUGUCCUAAUAUUAAACAUAGCAUAAAAUGGAGAACGAGAGCUCUUUACUAUUUCUGGUAGAAGAAAGAAUCAAAACCUUCAAAAAUUGGCCUUUCAAUGACAAGAACAAGUGUAACGUGCGAAAUAUGGCAGAGGCAGGUUUUUAUAGCGUAGCAACGGGUGUUGAAGACGCCGAUGCAGCAAAAUGCUUCUUAUGUGGGAAAGAACUAGAUGGCUGGGAGUCCACUGAUGAUCCAUGGAUCGAACACAAGAGCCACGCCGCUCAGUGCGCAUUUGUACAACUCGGAAAGAAAGAAGAUGACUUAUUACUUUCUGAGAAUCUAUCAGUUAUAAAACAGUAUAUGAUUAAUGAAACAAAACAGAUUGGUGAGAUUGCCAAAGAAAAAAUUGACAAAAAGGCUAAAUCAAUCCAAAGAAAAUGCUUAGCAAGGAAAUAAGACAAAUAAACUAUUACAGGCUGA
Bombyx mandarina (wild silkworm) is the source of this 526-nucleotide messenger RNA. RefSeq names its product baculoviral IAP repeat containing deterin (gene Det). The record is from RefSeq and is a predicted model, not a curated record. Lineage: Eukaryota; Metazoa; Arthropoda; Insecta; Lepidoptera; Bombycidae.